Messenger RNA from Penicillium robsamsonii, 1779 nucleotides. RefSeq lists its product as uncharacterized. The record is from RefSeq and is a predicted model, not a curated record. The coding region runs from base 1 to 1779 and encodes 592 amino acids. The transcript has 2 exons. Lineage: Eukaryota; Fungi; Ascomycota; Eurotiomycetes; Eurotiales; Aspergillaceae.
AUGGCGAGCGUGGAUAUCUUGCAUGAUGACAGCUACAAUGAGUAUGUCUGCUCAGAGACGUCUAACGGGGUGUUCAAUUCGUCCCCUGACACGCCCUCUACCAUUUACCCUGAUCGUCUGAUCCGUCCUCUACCUAGACGGACCCUCCGUUCACGCCUUUCUUCGGAUGCUGCCGACACUCUAUUCUAUCCUCCUACGCCGCCGGCAUCUCAAAUAUUCUAUGGUGUCUCUGCGGAUUCCGAAGAGGCGGUGAAUGAAUCCAAAGUUUAUGUGCAGCAGACUGCGGAGACUGAAUUGUCACCAGAGGUUGACACCCACGAAUUUGAGACGUCGGUAGAGUUGGAGAGCGGUGAUGAAGGCGGUCCGAUGGUUGUUCGGAGGAGUGGUGUUGUUCGGAGAUCGUCCAUGUCACCUCCCGCGUCUGGCAAUCCACAUAGUUUCCCUCACGACACACCGCAGACAAAAUCUUCAACCGGGGAUGGCUAUGACGCGUUUGAGAAUACGAAUAACAAGAAAAAGCGAAAGAUACCUACACCCGGAAACUUGGGAGGACACCAUUCUGCGCUGUCUCCGGAGUUCGCCAGUAUGGGGUUGGCAAGCUCAACCCCCGCACAGGUUCCUACCCCGACUGAUGCUACUGGCACAUAUUAUGGGAGUGGAAACCCUGCGUCUCCUUUAGGAAAUGGGAUAUCUGGCUCAGGUAGAGGUCGGUUGGGACGUCCUACUGUUCGUAGUAGCAGCAGAAACCCGUUAUCACCAAAUGCUCAGAAUGGAUGGAUGAACGCGCGGACGCCCAAUCGGCGGGAUGGGCUGAUGUCCACCCCCGGCCCUUCUGGUAUGCAUAUUUCUCCUCCGUUCCCCGAGUACAGUGUUCUAACUUACGCACCAGGUGAAUCUUCUUCUGACCAGGGAAUCAUCUCCACCGCGAUCGCCAAUGCCGCAACACACUCCUCCCCGCCUCGAGGUCCCAGCAACGUUAGCCUGUUGGAGAAAGAAAAAGAAAAUACCACUCCGACCAAGACACAGUUUACCUUCACGUGUGAGUCCGACUCGUCCAAGGGCAUGGCUAUGCAGCGAAACUAUUCGAUCCCUUAUCGAUCCCCUACUUCACCACUCGGACCGGCAAGUCAAAAACACAAGGGGCUCUCCACACAAGGGGCACAGACUGGCCCCACGAACCACCAGGCCCCACCCCAAGCACCCGCUCAAGGUGGGGAGCCAACUCCCGUGGGCCCCAAGAAGAAACGGUCACCAAGCAGCAUAUACGCACUGUCUGCACGCCAACGCAAGAUCCAGCAACAAUACACGAACCUUCACCAUCCCCCGAGUCUCCAGGAUAUCUGGAUUUGUGAAUUCUGCGAAUAUGAGAGCAUCUUUGGGACUCCGCCCGAAGCCCUAAUCCGACAGUAUGAGAUGAAAGACCGCAAAGAGCGCAAGCGACUAGCGGAGAAGAAACGACUUUUGGAGAAGGCCAAGAUGAAGGGUCGCAAGACCAAGAAGGCGACGAAGAACGCAUCCAAGAAUGGCCCACAGCCUUACCAACAGGGAUACGACCGCGCUUCGGUGGACCACUCCUCCGCCGGUGGGUCGGGUCUUCCCGAUGAUGAAUACCAAGGACAUGAGUAUGAUGAUGAUGAAAAUUCGCCGGUCCCACCUUCCGCGCCUGCGUCUCCCACCGACCUCAAGCCCCCACUACCCACUGGAAAUCAUCCUAAGAUUGCGGCUUCUGUUCCAGGCAUCAAGGGCUCUGCGGAUUCCGGAGCAAGUCGACCGGCGUAG